CACCUCCAGAGAACGUUCUUACAAUCGUUGAAAAUUUAGUGUACCUAUUCAGUUUUGAAUUGAAACCACAUAAUGGCACCAAUAUCAAAUGAAUGCAUCCCUUCAGACUCUGACCUAAAUUCGGAUAUGCAUUUAGCUGUGAAAGAUGGUAAUAUCAAUAAAGUUUAUGAGUUACUUCGAUAUCGUCCUGAUUUAAACGAAAUAAACAGUAAACAACAAACACCUCUACAUUUGGCUGUAGAGAAUGGACAUUACCACCUAAUCAGUCAUCUAGUAUUCCAUGGUGCUCAUAUAGAAAAACAGGAUUUGAUUGGUAACGCACCAAUUCAUAUGAUAAGGGUUUGCCCAAAACAAAUUGAGUGUUUGGAACAGUUAGUUCUUUGUGGAGCCCAUAUCGACAGAAAAGACCGUUUUGGACGCACCUUGUUACAUUUGGCAGUAAAAGAUGGUGAGAUAGAAUUGGUAAAAAAACUACUGAGGUUAGGAGCAUAUGUAAAUAGUACUGAUAUAUAUGGUUUCGGUGUUUUACAUUAUUUUGCUGGAAGGACCUCGAUAACCGAAGAAGAAUCUGACCUAAUCUCAGUGAUGCUAAGGGAGAAUUACAUAGAUGUGGACAAGAAAAAUCAAUUUCAGCAGACACCAUUAUUUAUCGCAUAUAAAAUGAAUAAUAUUCGAUUUGUUCGAGUUAUUUUGGCCCAUAAGGCUGAUUUCACGCUGAAAAUGAACCGAAUAUUAGAUCAUUCCUUAUUGUUCCUAAAUUGGAGGUACCAAAAUGGGGAAAUUUGUGAGAUUUCUUGAAUAAUUUUGUGAAAAAAAGUCUAUGAACAUAGGCCCGCAAACGCUUUGUUUACGAGAUACAGGGCGUUUCUUGCAGGCCUACUUUCUUGUGAAUAUUAUACCAGUUUAUCAAAUCUUCGCUACAGCUUGGGUGAAUAAGUACCAAAACCUAAAAUUAGUUAUUUUAUCAAAACUUACUAACUGGAUCUUUAUAAUGAUUUGGAUUUUCCUGAGUCACUAGAGAACUGUCUUGAAAUUUUUUCUAGAAAUCUGUGGCAGAUACGAUAGAACUACAAGAUAUUGAAAAGUGUAGUACUGUAGUACGCUUUUUUUUUUAAACUAUCAGUGGCUUACCAGAAAUAAGUUCUAGCGGAAAAAAGCACACAUUGUUCUCAGAAAAAAUAUCACCCUGUAGAUUUGCAUUUAAAAUCAAUCAUUUUUUCAUUUUUCUCAAAAUGAUCCAAGGAAUCUGUCAUAUUUGUUGGUACCUUUAAUUUAGCAUUAUCUUCUAUGUCUAUUUGUUUGUAUAAAAUAAAUUAUAAUAUAGUAUUCAAAGUUU
Molecule: messenger RNA, 1336 nt
Organism: Harmonia axyridis
Lineage: Eukaryota; Metazoa; Arthropoda; Insecta; Coleoptera; Coccinellidae
Product: serine/threonine-protein phosphatase 6 regulatory ankyrin repeat subunit B-like
Exons: 2
Coding region: 73-798 (241 amino acids)
Molecular function (GO): protein binding
Source: RefSeq, a predicted model, not a curated record